This is a messenger RNA of Arabidopsis arenosa, 905 nucleotides long. The record is from the annotation of a GenBank genome assembly. Lineage: Eukaryota; Viridiplantae; Streptophyta; Magnoliopsida; Brassicales; Brassicaceae.
UUUUUAUCAACUACAAACUUAAAUCCACCUGAACUAGAAAAUAAAAAGAGAGAGAAAUUAAUAUUUUAUCAGACCAACAUAAAAAACACAGAUCUUUUAGUUACUACUUUUUAUAACCUUAUCCAAAUUUUUUUCAAACAGAGUAUAGACUAUAGACCAAUGAGCUCAUUUUCUGCUUUCUCUGAAAUAUUUGGCUCCGACUACGAGUCUUCGGUUUCCACAGGCGGUGAUUAUAGUCCGACGCUGGCGACGAGCUGCCCCAAGAAACCGGCGGGUCGUAAGAAGUUUCGUGAGACUCGUCACCCAAUUUACAGAGGAGUUCGUCGGAGAAACUCCGGUAAGUGGGUGUGUGAGCUUAGAGAGCCAAACAAGAAGUCGAGGAUUUGGCUUGGAACUUUCCAAACCGCCGAGAUGGCAGCUCGUGCUCACGAUGUCGCCGCCAUAGCCCUCCGUGGCCGAUCCGCCUGUCUCAAUUUCGCUGACUCUGCUUGGCGGCUACGAAUCCCGGAAUCAACUUGCGCCAAGGAAAUCCAAAAGGCGGCGGCUGAAGCUGCGUUGGCGUUUCAAGAUGAGAUGUGUGAUACGAGAACGGAUCAUGGCUUCGACAUGGAGGAGACGUUAGUGGAGGCUUUUGUGACGGCGGAACAGAGCGAGGAAUCGAUUUAUAUAGACGAGGAGGCAAUGUUUGGGAUGCCGAGUUUGUUGGCUAAUAUGGCGGAAGGGAUGCUUUUGCCGCUGCCGUCAGUACAAUGGAAUCAUAAUUACGAUGUCGACGGCGAUGAUGACUUAUCGUUAUGGAGUUAUUAAAAACCUAUUUUUAUUUCCAUUUUUUUUAAGAUCCUUUUCUAUAAUGGUUUCAUUCAGUAAGUGUGGAUUUUUCUUAAAUGCAAGUAUUUUUAAGUUCA